CUUUCGGACAAGAAUAUACAGCAUCGAGGGAUCUUCUCGGCGUAUUAUCGAUUUGCCUCUCUUCCAGUGUCAAGAUGCCAGUGGACAGAAUGAGAAUGUGCCCCUGGUUGGAGCAGCAGAUAAGGAGUGGGCAGAUUCAGGGUCUUCAUUGGGUUAAUGAGGAGAAAAAGAUAUUUCAAAUACCAUGGAUGCAUGCAGCCAGACAUGGAUGGGAUUUGGAAAAGGAUGCGCCUUUAUUUAAGAACUGGGCCAUUCACACAGGAAAAUACCGUCCAGGUAUUGACAAACCAGACCCUAAAACAUGGAAGGCAAACUUUCGGUGUGCUAUGAAUUCUCUACCAGACAUUGAGGAGGUGAAGGACAAAAGCAUGAAGAAAGGAAACAAUGCCUUCAGAAUGUACAGGAUGCUUUCUGCAUCUGAAAAAGCUGUAAAGAAAGGGAAGAAAAAGAUGGAUCUAGAGCAAAGAGCAAAACAAGAUUUUCAGAAACGGAAAGCAGGCAUUCCCAGAAAACUCAAAAUGAAGAACAAAGAAGUAAAUGAAGAAACUAUGCCAGACAGCACUGUAUUAUUUGCUGAGCAGGAGAACUUCCCUAAAUCCAUGUUACCUGAGAGAGAGGAGGCUGUAGGUGAACUACCUGAAGUGUGUGCAGUUGUUGAGGUGGCAACAGAUACAGAUGAGCCUGCUGUUAGCUCCUCUAAAGUGUCUUGCCCCAUCCAGGUCUCCCAUGUUUCAUCGCACAGUGAGAGCGACUCAGAGAGCACAUACAGUGAGGAAGACUUGGUACAGCUUCCACAGGACUUGUCCUUAAAUGCUUCAGAGAGGUCAUCAAGCGGAUCUGUGUUACGGAUCCCAACUUCAGCUCAAUCCUCCUUUUUCACAUCAGAGAAAACUAAUUUCAGAGUGACCAGCUGCAGAGAAGACUCACCCCUAAUAGACUAUAACACAGCUCCAUGGUUUCCCUUCUUGAUUGGUUUCCAAAAUCUCACCGAUGUGCGACUCUCAAGCCCUACCCCCACACCAGAGCUCACCAGCAGCCAAACUUCUCAGGCAAGAGCGAUAGCAAAAGUUAUGGACCUCUCCGUUACAUCACGAAAAGCUUUAUAAUAUAGACUUGAAAUUCACAGUCUGCUGCUAUUCAGCUGAUAAGUUACCCUACCCUAAAAGUUUAAAGGGAUAGUUAACUUAAAAGUCAUCAUUUACUAACUUGUGUUGUUCCAAACCCAUAUGAUUUUUUUCUUCUUCCAUGAAACACAAAAUGAGAUGUUAGACAGAAUGUUUAGGGUCUGACAGCCUCCGUCACCAAAUAAAGCAGAAUCAACAUUCUUUAAAAUUUCUUAAUUGUUCCAUGAAAUUCAUACGGUCUUGGAAUGACAUGAGGAUGACUAAAUGACAACAGAAUUGUCAUUUUUGGGCAAACUAACCCUUUAACAUUUAAACAGGUGUUAGAUUUGCCUCUUAGUCUCCUGUGUUUGUGUGAGAGUUAAGAGAGUAAAUCUGAAAUUUUUAUAUUGCAGAACACUACCUCAUAUGAUUGGUAACUUGAACUACCUCACAGAUUGAAUGUGAUCUGUGCAACUUUGAUUACAUAACUUCAUAUCGCUGUAUGCUAUUGAUAAUGUCUCAUGCCCUUUCGGAAGAGUGACAGAGUAUAUGUUAAGUGUAAAAUGACGAAUACGUUUAAUAUGCAUUGACAUGAUGUGCCUGACAGCAGAUGAAACAGCACAAUCACAAAAAUGGGAUUAAAAAGUACAGUUUUUUUUAAGGAAGAUAUGCAAUAAUGUUUUUCUACAGGCUUUAGCACAGUAUUGACAAAGUUUUUGAUGCUGAAAUUUUACACUAUAUAUACUUGUCAGUACUUCUCAAAAUGCAUUUAUUUCCAUCUUAGUUAAGAAAACAAAACAAUAUGUAGCAAUAUAAUGCUUUAUUAAGAUUUUCCAAACCAAGCCUUCCACAAUAUAAAGACAAUGCACUAAAAUAGCACCAAUACAAGUAACAUAACACAUUUCCCAAAGACUAAGUUGGAGUUCAACUAAUUGAAAAAACUAGUCCCCACAUAGGUUACAUAUUCAUUGCAAUGGGCAUUAAAUCUCUUAAACUCUCUUACUCCACAAUAUGAAUUUGCCGGUAAACUGUGGCUAUCCGCUUUGUUACAGCAAUCGUGAAGCUGCGUUCAUGACAUGCAUUGGAUGCAUGCAUUGAACUCACCAUGAAAAGCGCUUACAAACACAAAUGUCUCAUUCUGCGUUUUGGUGAUAGUUAAGAUUUGGUGUGCUUAUGUGGUAAUUAAAAUGUGCCUUAGAUAGGCUGAAAAAUUAUUGAUUUCUUGAUGUCCAAUUCGGGCUUGUUUUGUACAUCAAAAUAGUUUUAAGAGCUCCUUUCUUCUUCAUUUUAUAACUGACAGUGAAGCGUUGAAGAGAUCCUUUUAUUUACUGAGAUAACCUCCACGGCUCUAUCAUAGGAGAGAGCGUAAAGGUCAACUAGCGUUAAGACAGUUUCGCCCAUAAAAUGUCUAUGGGUCUGUAUCAUUAUGCUGUUUUAUGCUAAGCUUUAGGCUACCUUGGGUAGAAGGGCUCUGGCACUGUGGCGUGUGCGUCAGUGUAAUGACUCUGGGCGGACACAUUACAAAGGUUCCGACCUUCACACAAGUGUUUAUGCUGUAUUAACGGUAAAUGCAUUAAUCGCGAUUAAGAAAAAUUAACGUGUUAACGUAUGCGAUUAAUUAAAGUUUAAGGCAUUAAUUCUGACAGCUCUAUUAUUUUCAUAUGAUAUAGAGCUGUUCAGUAAUGACGUCAAUUUGUAGGCCAAACCGGAAGGCUAUUUCACCCUCUUGUAGUGGGUUUUUAGAAUAUACAUUUUCAUUUUAUUUGUGAAAGAAGGUCUCUGAUUAACAUUACUUGGAAGAGACUUUCACAUUUUGUUUUACAUUAAGUACGCAGUAUGCCUAUGUGUAGAACAAAACAUGAAAAUCUAUUCAGGUAAUAUUAACCACAGACCUUACUUAUAAAUCGAAAACCACUAUUAUAAAAAUGCAUUGAGGGAACCCGUAGCUCGAAAUUGCAAAUUCUCUUCCAUGUUUAUGGACUACAAACAAAACAGCUCUAUUGUCACAUCUGUAUGGAAUUACUUUUCGUUAUGAGUGUUUUUAUGAAUUAGAUUAAUUUUUAUUUUUAUACACUAAUAGAAUUGUUGGAUCUUGACACACAGAGCCUGUUUACAUGCACACCAAUAACUCCUAAAAAUCAGCUUACUUAAAAAUUCUAACAAAUCAAGGAAGCCUCGUUUACACAAGAUUUGAAAUAAUAGAGUUAUUCUCUGCUUUUGACGUCAUGCUGUGAAGAGGCAUGCAUGCAACACUUGCGGACGUUGGAUAGGCUAGUAAGAACCCCAGUAAAGAUGUUUACAUUCAACACGAAAUCGGGGUAAUGGUCAAAUAUCUACGAUUCCAGUCAAUCUGUUUAUUUUAGGCCAUUUACAAUCUUACACUGAUAAGCUGUUUAAUGCAUUCACAUGACUACACAUGUUGUCCGCUUAUUAAGGAUAACUGGUGCAAGAAUGUGCAUGUAUACGCACUCAUAGUGAUAUUUUUACUGCUACUUUGGGAACAGUUCUCCAAUAUCAAUGGUACUGGAAAUACUUUAAUAGAAAUGCUCAACUAAUUACAA
Molecule: messenger RNA, 3664 nt
Organism: Myxocyprinus asiaticus (Chinese sucker)
Lineage: Eukaryota; Metazoa; Chordata; Actinopteri; Cypriniformes; Catostomidae
Gene: irf2a
Product: interferon regulatory factor 2a
Exons: 9
Coding region: 75-1106 (343 amino acids)
Biological process (GO): regulation of transcription by RNA polymerase II; immune system process
Cellular component (GO): nucleus
Molecular function (GO): DNA-binding transcription factor activity, RNA polymerase II-specific; RNA polymerase II cis-regulatory region sequence-specific DNA binding
Source: RefSeq, a predicted model, not a curated record